This is a messenger RNA of Penicillium canescens, 240 nucleotides long. RefSeq lists its product as uncharacterized. The record is from RefSeq and is a predicted model, not a curated record. Bases 1 to 240 code for a protein of 79 amino acids. Lineage: Eukaryota; Fungi; Ascomycota; Eurotiomycetes; Eurotiales; Aspergillaceae. The transcript has a single exon.
AUGAAGACCAACAUCCUUAUCCUCCUGGCUACAUUGACAGCUAGCGUCAUUGCCACCCCAACCGCCAACGCUGAAGCCAGCGAAAUCUUCGAGCGCUCCGGCAGCUGUUACCACCCCAGUUCAUGCAGCCGUUCCUGGGCUGGGAAGUGUGAGGAUUACUGUGGUAGCCGCGGUUUCUCGCAUAUGACCGGUGACGGCUGUGGAUGGCUUGCUAAGAAGUGUUGCUGUAGCAAGAAGUAA